Molecule: messenger RNA, 2610 nt
Organism: Harpegnathos saltator (Jerdon's jumping ant)
Lineage: Eukaryota; Metazoa; Arthropoda; Insecta; Hymenoptera; Formicidae
Product: histone-lysine N-methyltransferase SETMAR-like
Exons: 2
Coding region: 771-1142 (123 amino acids)
Biological process (GO): DNA integration; replication fork processing; double-strand break repair via nonhomologous end joining
Cellular component (GO): site of double-strand break; condensed chromosome; nucleus
Molecular function (GO): histone H3K36 methyltransferase activity; single-stranded DNA endonuclease activity; histone H3K4 methyltransferase activity
Source: RefSeq, a predicted model, not a curated record
AUAACGACAAGGUCGGGGUCAUUCUCUCUCUUCGCAGGCCACUACCACGGUCGUAAGAUUUUGUUAUAUUAGGUCAGGUCAUUAAAUAUGAAAUGUCCGAUUUCCUUAAGUAUAGACUUCUUAAGUUCGCCAAUCGAUAUCUCUGAUACUUCACCUUUAUAGUUUUUGGUCUUUUUUUGUUGCGAAGGUACAUCAUCACUCUUUCAAAUGCAUGUUUUGGUUUGUGAUUAUCUUUCGAAUUGUCUUUGUUACAGCAAUUUUUGUGCAACCAUGGAUAAGUUAAAAAUUCACGUUAUUUUCGAAUAUGAGUUCCGUCGUGAAACUAAUGCAGCACAAACAACUCGAAAUAUUAACGAAGUGUUUGGUGAAGAUGUGGCUAAUGAACGUACAAUACGUCGAUGGUUUGAAAAGUUUCGUUCUGGUGAUUUUAACCUUGAAAAUGAGCCACGUUGGUGACCCGAGACCAAGGUGGAUAAUGCUGAAAGCUGUAGUGGAAGCGGAUACAUUUCAAAGUACGCGUGAAUUAGCAGCAAGGUUUAAGGUUACUAUUCCAUAUUGGAUCGCUUGAAACAAAUCGGCAAGAUAAAAAAGCUGGAUAAAUGGGUUUCGCAUGAAUUAAACGAGCCUCAGAAGAGAAGUCGUCUCGAAGCUUGCCUCUCUUCACUAUCACGACGUAAAAGCGAAGCAUUUUUACAUCGUAUUGUUACAUCGUGUUGUUGUGAUAAACAGCGGAUUCUUUUCUCGACAAUUGUUCGGCACAAUGAUUGGAUAUGGAUGAAGUGCCGAAACAUAGUCCGAAAGCGAAUAUUCACAGAAGAAAGCUAAUAGUGUUUGUUUGGUGGUUCAGCGCUGAUAUUAUCCACUACAGCUUCAUGAAACCUGGUCAAUCGAUUACAGCGGAUGUCUACUGUAACCAACUAGGCGAAAUAAUGAAAAUGCUUGCGAUCAAGCAGCCGAGAUUGAUCAAUAGACACCAGGCACUGGACCAUUUCUUGCAAGGAAAAAUAUUCAAUUCUCAACAAGCUCUGAAAAACGUCUUCCGCAAUUUCAUGGUCACCUGCUCUUCAGGCUUCUUCGCUGCUGGCAUAAUUAAGCUAUCGUUAAGAUGGCAGAAUCCAUCCAUGGCUGUGCCGAUAGUUUAGGCGCAUACUUGGAUUAAUUGUACUAUUUCUAGUUUGAGAUAUAAUAAACUAAACUUUUGAUUAAAAAUCGGACAUUUCAUCAUACUUAACGACCUAAUAUUUGCGAUCGGGUUUAGGCGUGGUCAAGCACCGACGAACCGAGGCUGAGAUGAGACGCGGGGAAAUUCGCGCGGAGAGAAGCUAACUCCCAUGUCGUUUAAUCGAGGCGAUUAUUCGACUUGAUUUGAAUUUCAAUCGUCAAAUUCGGUCGGUGUUGGCUCUAAUAUAGCAGCGCGUUCACUCCAUUAUACAGCUCCGCGCGAAUCUUACCGCAAGUUGCGAGCGUACUCCGGAAUUUCGUCCUCCUGGACGGUAUUCCGGACGGAGAGAUCGAAAUUCCGAGGACCACCGACAAGAGUAAGAAGCUAUCAAGCCCUUUUGACGACACAAAGCCCAUCGAUGCGAAUUCGCAGAACCGAGCGAUUCAAGUGAGACACGCGGAUAUAACGGAUAUAGCGAAGCUCCCGCAGCAGGAAAUUCAUGAUUUCCAUGCAACCGACAACAGCCCAAAGCGAACAGCUUGCCGUGGACAUGGAGGAUGACGAGUUGCGGUUUGUGACGUCACACGUUGCUUGUGAAUACAGCGAGCGAUCGUAACAGUGGUCUCCAAACUGAACGAAAAACGGGGAAACCGGUCGAACGACAAGGAAACGGCACAGUGACAAUACGGCAAAAAUAAUACGGCAUACCAUAUCAACAUAUCAUUAUACGAGUCGCCGAGUGAGAACUUUGAAAAUUGGAAGUGAGUUACCUUCGCUUUAGACGUUUCCAUGGAAACCACCGACUCACUGAGUAUCGUCGACGAGGUCGGACUAACGACAAGGCUCGAUCCUUAUGCGUGACAGACAGAGAGGUAAUAUUCGAGAACGUGUCGGAUUAUACGGGAUGUAUGUGAAAGACACGCGGCUCAGUCAUAGAGAAGAACAUAUUGCAAAAAUUAUAGAGAUGUCCUGAUGUAAAAUUACAGGUCAAAAUGAUGAUCUGUCCUUUCCCCUCUCUCUCUCUCUCUCUCUCUUUUUCUCUCUUCUCUUGCAGUUUUCGUCGUUAGUUCACAUACAUCCGGUGUACGCCGUUUAAGUACCAAGGUACAAAUAUCGUGAACUCGAGUUACUUCGAUGUUUCGUCUUACUGUCAUACGCUAUUUCUCGUAAAUUAAGCGAAUACUUAAAUUGAAUCCCAAACGAGUGUUAUUAUAUUAUAUUUACAACUCAGCGCAAGAAGGAUAUUAGAUGAGCCCGGUGGAGAAAGCUGGAGGAGUUAGAAGUUAGAAGUAAUUCGCGUUGAAAGUAACUCGACUGUGACUGUGACUGUAAAUUAUCCAUUUCGUUCAAGUCGGCGGCGAGUCUUGCGAUAAUCAUCAGCCGACCGUUCGUACGUGACCACCAUCGAGUCCUCUCGCCGGUCGGACCUCGUCGAAGGUCUUGGACCA